AUGACUCUCAGACAGGUUUGUUCUAUCCUGACAUCUGAUCUAACGUGUUUCUCACGCUAACAAAGCCGUGGGCCUAUAAGAAGCCCCGCGAGCUCAGUCUCCUGUGCCGACGGGUCCAGCAGACGCAGCAUGGCUCAGAAGACAGCUCUGAUCGUUUACGCCCAUCAGAGUCCGGCUUCGUUCAACGCGGCGGCUCGAGACGUGGCGCUGCAGGAGCUGAAGCUGCAGGGAUACGAGGUCGUCGUGUCUGACCUGUAUGCCAUGAACUUCAAAGCCAGUGCCACGCGGGAUGACAUCAUCGGUGAUGUGAGGAACUCUGAGCAUUUCCAGUACGGAGAAGAGACCCUGCACGCCGGGAUGGAGGGCCGUCUCAGCGAAGACAUCGUAGCUGAGCAGCGCAAAGUAACAGAGGCCGAGCUCAUCAUCUUCCAGUUUCCUUUGUACUGGUUCAGUUUUCCCGCCGUCAUGAAGGGCUGGAUAGACAGAGUGCUGUCACAGGGCUUCGCUUUCUCCCUGGAAAAGAUGUACGAUAACGGGAUAUUCAAGGAUAAAAAAGCCAUGUUGUCGUUCACGACCGGAGCAGCUCCGACGAUGUUUCAGCCUGACGGCAUCAACGGGGACAUCAACGUCACCCUGUGGCCUCUGCAGCGAGGAGGAGGAGGUAUGACUGCGCAUCACUACGGGGGGAACAGUGCAUAA
Messenger RNA from Neolamprologus brichardi, 699 nucleotides. The record is from RefSeq and is a predicted model, not a curated record. NCBI's taxonomy places the organism in Eukaryota, Metazoa, Chordata, Actinopteri, Cichliformes, Cichlidae.